Messenger RNA from Talaromyces rugulosus, 411 nucleotides. RefSeq lists its product as uncharacterized. The record is from RefSeq and is a predicted model, not a curated record. The transcript has 2 exons. The coding region runs from base 1 to 411 and encodes 136 amino acids. Lineage: Eukaryota; Fungi; Ascomycota; Eurotiomycetes; Eurotiales; Trichocomaceae.
AUGCACAAGAUACAUUCUGAAUAUAACGAUGCAAGCUGCAAGACGUACUUCAAAGCCGAGAGAGAUCGAUGUGUACCAACGCCUGGUAUCUGCGUAUUGAGGGACUCUGAAGAAGCCUCGCCGCAAUCUCAUGCUGUCCAGCCACCACGACUUCAGCUCUCGACCACGACACCGGAUAAUACCUUCAUCGACACCAAUCCCCCCUCCGAUAUGUCGGGCACCAUUCAACAUGAAUUUUCACAGCCUUCUGGGUUAAAUGGUUCCUCAAUUUCGCAAACCACAAUGGUGUCUGAUGAUUUCCCGAAUAUGAUACUGCCCGAGAGCACCGGUUACGAAGCCAACAGCUUUCCGUCCUCUGCGGACCACACUCAUAGCUACCAUGCUGACACCCAUCCACUGGAUGAUCCUUAA